AUGUCUUCAGAGGAGCACUUUGAUUCCGACGCACACAGGAGCGACGAGCAGCUCGUAAUUGAUCAGGAGAGAGAGGAUGAAGACAGAGAGACAUCGUUUCUCACUCAGAAGGAAACCCGAGAUGUCGAACCAUCGACAUCAUCACAGACCGCUGUUGGUGACGCAGCAGCACCUGACCAACUAACUGGACCUACCGCCGCAGAACAGUAUACAGACACAAUAGAAGAGGAGGAGGCUGCAGCGGUUGAAGAAGCAACAGCAAUUGAAGAGGCGGUAGCGUUGGGAAGCAAAUCAUCACGCAGUGCAAGAAAGAGUCGAGCAUCCGGGCCGGGUGUAUCAGCCGGCGAUGCCAAAAGCGAACAGGCCAGGAAACGAGCUCGCAAAUCUGUCGCUGGUGGUGCAUCCUUAUCCGAAAGGACCGCUGCAACGGAAGCAGAUGCUAACGUGCGACUUGACCGACUGCGUCAGGCGCUCUUUCGCUUCCUCGAUCUUAUUGAACACCGCGCUACUCGAUCUAGCUUCGCCAAAGCAUUCCCCCACAUCGACGAGGAAUCUGUCGAGGCGCUACGUCAGCAGUUCGUCAGCCAGCUCAAAGACGCGAUUGUUGACGAGUCUGAAAAGCUCAUCGAGUCCAAUGAGCUCGAAGCCAAGCUAGCGUCUUUGCAUCGACUGACUCAGGAGGCAGACGCGCGAUACCAAGCUGGACACGAGUACGGUUCAGAGGAGCUCAAGGAUGUCUGGAGGAAAGAUCUCGAUUUGGAGACGGCUAUCUCGGCGCGUGCGAUUCCAAAUCAGGAAAGGAGAGUUCAGGAGCUCAAAGCUGAGCUCGAGUUGGUUCGUAAACAGAAUCGCGCGAUACAUACAGAAAUGCUCGACACAAGAGCAAGAUCACUGGCAAUACGAAGCGAUGCUCAAGAUUCGCUUGAUGCUCUUGAAUCAGCCAUCAGAGGGCUCGAAGCCACACCAGACAUGCAGAAGCAACUUCGACAAACGAUGGACGAUCUACUGCAGGACCUCGGCGCUCGUGUCUAG
This is a messenger RNA of Ustilago hordei, 1032 nucleotides long. RefSeq lists its product as uncharacterized. Gene Ontology annotation, biological process: chromosome segregation. Gene Ontology annotation, cellular component: MIS12/MIND type complex. The transcript is spliced from 2 exons. The coding region runs from base 1 to 1032 and encodes 343 amino acids. The record is from RefSeq and is a predicted model, not a curated record. NCBI's taxonomy places the organism in Eukaryota, Fungi, Basidiomycota, Ustilaginomycetes, Ustilaginales, Ustilaginaceae.